Diuraphis noxia (Russian wheat aphid) is the source of this 1685-nucleotide messenger RNA. RefSeq names its product tRNA (carboxymethyluridine(34)-5-O)-methyltransferase alkbh8-like. Gene Ontology annotation, biological process: demethylation. Lineage: Eukaryota; Metazoa; Arthropoda; Insecta; Hemiptera; Aphididae. The record is from RefSeq and is a predicted model, not a curated record. Gene Ontology annotation, molecular function: oxidoreductase activity; RNA binding; demethylase activity.
GUUAAUUUUUUCACUAKUCAAGAUUUUUAGAAAAAGAAUAAGAAACUUCUUGUUUACCGCGCUGUCUACCUAUAUGUCCUCGUAUAUUGAUCGUCUGAUGUAGGGUAUGGAAAUAUAUAAGUGUAGGACUACUAGAAUUAAAGUGGCAUAAAUUGAUAUUAAACAAUAGAAAAUUAUAUAGCAUUUAGUAGGAUGUACUUUUUCUCUGAUUAGUGUAAAAUAAACUGAUAUAUAAUUCAUUGAUGCUAGUUAAUUUUCCAUUAUUUUUCUUAACCAAUUUAAUUUUUUGUGUAAACUACUAACAAAUUAUAUUAUUAUCUUAAAAUGGAACAAAAGUUACGCAAGAAAAGGUUAAAGUAUGAAUCUAUGUUGAAGAAAGACAUGAAUAUUGAAGCUAGCUCAAGUCCUUCUAGGAAUUUAAUGGUGUGCAAUUAUGGUUUGGUGAAUGGUUUAAGUAGAAACGAUGUAUUGCAAGUUUUUUCUCAAUAUGGUCAAKUAGAGCGCAUAAUUAUGUUACCUCAUAAAUCAUAUUGCUUUAUUAGUUUUCCCAAUAUACAGGAAGCAAUAAAUGCAUGGGAAAAAGUGAAUUGGAAAGUAAAUAGUCUUCCUGAACAAAAAUUGUUUUAUUUGAUUUAUACCGUCUCAGUCCCAAAAUUAAUAGAGAUAUCAACUUCAACCCCUCCUGGAUUAGAAGUUAUUGAAAAUUUUAUUACAGAAAAAGAAGAACAUUUUAUGUUACAAUAUUUAAAAAAACAUUGGUCCAAAUCAAGUUCAAUGAAGCAUCGUCAAGUAAAACAUUAUGGAUAUGAAUUUGAUUACGACAAUAACGGAGUACGAUUUGGUUCAUGUGAUCCAAUUCCUAAAGAAUUUGAAUUUAUUUUAAAUGCUAUAUAUUUGCGUUUAAAAUGGCACCCUAAUCAAAUAACUAUUAAUAAAUAUUUACCUGGACAAGGGAUUCCAAGUCACAUAGAUACUCAUGGGGUAUUUGACGAAUAUGUUUUGUCUCUAUCAUUGAAUUCUGAUAUUGUCAUGGAAUUCAGAAAAGGAAACUGUCAUAGUAGUAUUUURCUUAGGUCCAAAUCUCUUUUAAUUAUGUCUGGUGAAUCAAGGUUUGAUUGGACUCAUGGCAUAACACCCAGAAAAUUUGAUAUGAUUAACACAGCAGAUGGUCAUGAUAUUAUUUGUCGUGGAACUAGAAUUUCUGUAACAUUUAGACAAGUAAUUCAGAAYCAUCAUCAAAACAUUGAGGUUAAAAGAAAUUUAUAUGAAAUAUUAGGUUGURAUAAAACCACCCCUUUUGAAACAUUGAAGGAUAAUUAUAGAAAAUUGCUUGUUAAGCUUCAUCCAGAUAAAAGUAUUUUAUCAUCAUCAACAGCUGCUUGUGCCGAAUUGAAUAAAGCAUGGAGUGUUCUUAAAGAUUCUGAAUUAAAAAAAACAUAUGAUGAGCAAAUUGAACAAUGUGAUAUUGAUACAGAAGUAACAAUCUUUGAAACUAUAAAUAUUAGUGAUUUAGAAAAUAAUGAAGUGGAAGAAGUAUAUUCCUACAGAUGUCGUUGUGGAGGCAUGUUUCUAGUACCUAAGUCAAUGGUUGUUGAUAUUGAUCAGAAUGAACCUAUAUUAUAUCCUUGUGACGAUUGUUCUUUAUUUAUUAAGAUUAUGUUACCAAACACUAAUAUUUUUUAAUA